CAUCGCUAAAUAUAACAGGCGAACUUCCUACUAAAUUAAUUUAUUACGUUACCAAAAUAGCCUAUCAUUGAAAUGAUGCUAGUAAUAUUGUGUUGGCAUGUUUGGCACCCCCAGGAAUGUUGAAAAUCCUGGGUGCACUGUGUGACAUACAUGCAUGCCUGAUUUCUCCCGCCACAGUACGCAGUAGCCAACCAAUGAUGCUAGAGAUCUACUCACUCCAGUAACUGAGCACUGAGUAGUACUUACAAAUAGCUACUUCACAGAGCCAAGAGGCCAAAGAGAGGUUGAGCCAAGUGCAUUCAAGUAUAUUUAAAUAAAUACCAAUGUAAGCCAAGAUUUGCAUUACAACUCACAAGGGUAUAUAAACAAAUUACAACCCUCUAACUUCACUUUUCAAUUAAUUCUCGGUGAGUAAAGACCAUAAGCACUGGAGGGAAGACAACACUAUGGCAUACUCUAAGCCUCUAGAAUUCCUCAUUAGAGCAAUAACAGUCAUUAUUAAUACAAUUUGCCAGCUGAUAGAGUAUUGUACUCAGAAAAAAUGUUUCAAUUUGACAGAAGAAAAAAUUGAAAAACUUGGAAAGAGAAUUGAGGAGACUGCAAAGAAACAUGGAGAUGUCUACAACUGGACCGAUGCCAUGUAUAUGAAUAUGAACUGUUGGGCAGAAGACACAGCCCUCUCUCCACUUGGGAGGUUCCACAUUUACAAUACAGCCAAAGAGUAUGUGGAUAAUUUAGAGAAUGUGGCCAAUUGCAUUGCUGCACAACCCGAUAUUCUCACGGUGCCAUUAAAAAGACCCAUCUUCAUAACUGGCCAUAUGAGAACUGGAAGCACUCUGUUGCUUAACCUUUUGACCUGCGACCCUGCAAACUUCGGUCCACCCCUUUGGCAGCUUCGUAAGCCAGCCCCUCCGGUGCCAGGGACACCUGAUAGAAGACUUGAACAGUCAAAGAAAGACCGAUGCUUCAUGGAAGCAUUGGUGCCGGAAAUUCGAAAGCAACACCAGGUCGAGGCUACAGAUAGCGAAGAAUGUUGCGUCGCAAUGGACCGAAUAUUUCUUUCAAAGUGGCAACCACUUGUAUGCCAAACAAUGCAACCUUACGCAACCUGGUACCAAAACAUGCCAAAAGAAAAAGCACGCAAAAUGUAUGAAUAUUUCAACCGGGAAAUGCAGCUUCUCGCAUACCAUCAAGGCAACGGUCACAAACGGCUUGUUCGCAAAGAUUCCCUACAUAUGCUGUUUACAGACAGUUUGCUGGAAAUUUUCCCGGAUGCGUGUAUAGUGAACACGGUGAGACGUCCAGAAACAAUUACGCCCUCCCAAGCUAGUAUGUUCACGACACUCUCAAAAAUAUUUUACACAGAAGACCAACAGGAUCCACACGGGAUUGGAAAACGUAGCUUAGAAUUCAUUGAAAAAUCCAACAAAACAUUUAUCAAUGUUCGAAAGAGCUUUGACUGUGAACAAAACAACAAUGCACCUCAGCGAGUCUUCACAGAUGUCAUGUACGAUGACCUUAUAAAAGACCCCAUCAAAGUUGUGAAAAACAUUUAUGACUUUUUCAAUCUGGAAUUUACACCUGAAUUUGAAAAGAACAUGAAACAAUACCUCAUAUCUCGACCAAACAACAAACACGGGAAGCAUAUAUACUCAUUGCAAGAGUAUGGACUCACUCAAGACUCAUUAAACAUAGCGUUCAAAGAAUAUAAAGAGUAUUUCAAUAUCAGUUAAACGCUCCAUCCAAGAUUGAGCCAAAAUCAAAGUAAACAGUGCAAAUAUCUGUCAUCAUGUAAAUUGUCAUUUUCAAUAGUACAUAACAGAUGUACAUGUACUAAGAGUCACCCUGUACAUAAUUAAUAUAUACAUUUUCAUCAUCUAGAUUAAAUUAUAAGCCACUAAGGCUAGACUGUACAUAUUGUAAAUAGAAAACACACAUUGUUUAUUUCACUCAUUUUGAGUACAUUCAACGAGAAUACAAUAUUGAAUAAAACGUAAAAAACUAAAA
Owenia fusiformis is the source of this 2007-nucleotide messenger RNA. Lineage: Eukaryota; Metazoa; Annelida; Polychaeta; Sabellida; Oweniidae. The record is from the annotation of a GenBank genome assembly.